AAACCCAAAUUCAAAAAAAAAAUAUUGAAAAACACAACAAAUUUAAAAAAAAAUGAGGAAACUCGUGGUGUUACCGCUUCUGGUCAUCGUGUUUGUAUCGAUGAUGGCGGAGGAGGGGAAGGCGAUAACGUGUUCGCAGGCUAACCUCUCCAUGGCGCCGUGCCUGUCGUAUCUUAUGAACGGAGGAAACCCGUCGGCGCUCUGCUGCAAGGGGAUGAAGAAUCUGAAGAAGGCGACGCCGGAGAAGGAUGACCGGCAAACCGUUUGCCGGUGUCUGAAAGAUACGGCGACCAAAAACCCUAAGAUUAAGGACGAUAACGCAAGCCAGCUCCCCGGCAAAUGUGGUGUUGAUUUUGGCGUUCCGUUCUCAACGGGCACGAAUUGUGAUAGUGUGAAUUGAACGAGUUCUUGGAACGGCUACGUACGAAGCGACUAAUAAAGAGGGCUCGUCACAAAAAAAAAAAAAAAAAAAACAGGACAUAUAAAAUUAGUUUGAUGCAAGAGUGUUUCUAUGAGCAAACCCAAACCCUAGCGAGAGAGUUGAAAUAAUAAAGGCUCAAUAAAACGUUGCGUUUUUUUUAUUGUA
Tarenaya hassleriana is the source of this 586-nucleotide messenger RNA. RefSeq names its product non-specific lipid-transfer protein 11-like. The record is from RefSeq and is a predicted model, not a curated record. Gene Ontology annotation, biological process: lipid transport. The coding region runs from base 53 to 400 and encodes 115 amino acids. NCBI's taxonomy places the organism in Eukaryota, Viridiplantae, Streptophyta, Magnoliopsida, Brassicales, Cleomaceae. Gene Ontology annotation, cellular component: membrane. Gene Ontology annotation, molecular function: lipid binding. The transcript has 2 exons.